Molecule: messenger RNA, 741 nt
Organism: Cloeon dipterum
Lineage: Eukaryota; Metazoa; Arthropoda; Insecta; Ephemeroptera; Baetidae
Gene: ND-18
Product: NADH:ubiquinone oxidoreductase subunit 18
Exons: 4
Coding region: 86-658 (190 amino acids)
Biological process (GO): electron transport chain
Source: RefSeq, a predicted model, not a curated record
GGCGCUUAACUCAUCUUGUGUUUUCGAGCUUUUGAUUUCUCUCAUCAGCUGUUAGAGUUAGAACUGAACCAGAGAGAGGUGAAAGAUGGCUUCGAAUCUGGUUCUAAUAUCCCGUCAACUGCGGCAAAAAUUAUCGAAUUGUGGCACUCUAUCAAUUGCUAGAAACAACCUCAUCCGUGCUGGUUUUGCAAGCGAUGUUUCCAAUCUGAAGGACACUCAGAAAGAUGCCAAAGAACUCUUGGCUAGCCCUGAAGAGCAGGCGCACCGAAAGCAGAUGGAAGGCUACAUCACAGUCGAUGCCAAGGUCGACAUCUCACCAGUAACCGGUGUGCCGGAGGAACACAUCAAAAACCGAAGAGUGCGGAUCUUCGUGCCGGCGAAAAAUUCAAUGCAAUCUGGCACUGACAACAUUAAAGCCUGGCAAAUGGAGUUUGAGACCCGUGAAAGAUGGGAAAACCCUCUCAUGGGCUGGGCCUCCACUGGUGAUCCUCUCUCCAACAUGAAGAUUCAGUUUAAGGACAAAGAAGAUGCGAUCGACUACUGUGAAAAGAAUGGCUGGAAAUGGUAUGUUCAAGAGGCAAAUACCAAAACUCCUAAGCCGAGGUCAUACGGAAUGAAUUUCCACUGGAGCAAGAGGUCCCGUGUUUCCACCAAGUAGAAUUGGGGCUCCUAUAGAUUGAACCCUUAAUAACGAUGCUAUGUAAAUUAUGGUUAAAUUAAAACUGUUGAUAUGUGUAAGAA